GUCUCGAGACCCCAACUCGCCCCUUCCCCUUUCCUCUCCCCCCCUCCCUCCUCUCCUUUCGCAUCCCAUCGCAUCACAUCACAGCCCCCACCGCCGGCUGGCCUGCUGCUCCGUCCUCCCCUCCUCCGCCUCCGCCUCCGCCUCGCGGGACGCGUGAGACCGUACGUCCUCCGGGGGUCUGCUGCGCCGGCGGAGACGAGGGAUCGGCGGGGAUGGCGAGGGAGCGGCGGGAGAUAAAGAGGAUAGAGAGCGCGGCGGCGCGGCAGGUCACGUUCUCCAAGCGCCGCCGCGGCCUCUUCAAGAAGGCCGAGGAACUCUCCGUGCUCUGCGAUGCGGACGUCGCGCUCAUCGUCUUCUCCUCCACGGGGAAGCUCUCCCAGUUCGCUAGCUCCAGUAUGAAUGAGAUCAUUGACAAGUACAACACACAUUCCAAAAAUCUGGGGAAAGCAGAACAGCCUUCACUUGACUUGAACUUGGAACAUAGCAAAUAUGCAAAUUUGAAUGAGCAACUUACGGAAGCAAGCCUCCGACUCAGGCAGAUGAGAGGUGAGGAGCUUGAGGGAUUGAGUGUUGAUGAACUACAGCAGUUGGAGAAGAACCUGGAAGCUGGUCUGCAUAGGGUGCUUCAAACAAAGGAUCAACAAUUCUUGGAACAGAUCAGCGAGCUCCAACGGAAGAGUUCACAGCUGGCAGAGGAGAAUAUGCAAUUGAGGAAUCAAGUAUCACAGAUACCCCCAGCUGGCAAGCAAGCGGUUGCUGAAACUGAAAAUGUUAUUGCUGAAGACGGGCAAUCCUCUGAAUCAGUGAUGACUGCACUGCACUCUGGAAGUUCACAGGAUAAUGAUGAUGGUUCGGAUGUAUCCCUGAAAUUAGGGUUGCCUUGUGUUGCAUGGAAAUAAGAAGACAAGUGUCCGUGCGGAUCUGGAUGGAGGAGCUGCGGCCUCUGCGGAUAGGCACUUGUGUUAUGGACAAACCCAGACUGCAAUAAUCUUUGCAUUGGAAGCGAGAUCAGUUAACCUGAUUUGUCAUCCUUGUGGCUUCAUGAUGCGAUGUGCCGCUUGUACCGUCUGCUAGGAUGUUAACUAAGCUUUUUAGAAUCAUGUCUACUUUUGUUCUUAUCACUGUACUGCUAUGUACUUGAUGCUAGCUAUCAUAAGUUAUGGUCUAUGACUUGCCAGCUUAUACCUAUAUAUAUUGUCUUUGAUGAAA
Setaria italica (foxtail millet) is the source of this 1209-nucleotide messenger RNA. Its product is annotated as MADS-box transcription factor 22. Gene Ontology annotation, molecular function: RNA polymerase II cis-regulatory region sequence-specific DNA binding; protein dimerization activity; DNA-binding transcription factor activity, RNA polymerase II-specific. The transcript has 8 exons. Gene Ontology annotation, biological process: positive regulation of transcription by RNA polymerase II. The record is from RefSeq and is a predicted model, not a curated record. Bases 213 to 899 code for a protein of 228 amino acids. Gene Ontology annotation, cellular component: nucleus. NCBI's taxonomy places the organism in Eukaryota, Viridiplantae, Streptophyta, Magnoliopsida, Poales, Poaceae.